AUGACGAUCGAGCAGCACCCGCAGUACAACUACGCCUACGACGUGAAGGACGACUACACCGGCAACGACUACCGCCACGUGGAAUACCGCGACGGCUACGACACCAAGGGCGAGUACAAGACCCUCCUGCCCGACGGCCGCUACCAGACCGUCACCUACACCGCUGACGAGAACGGGUUCAACGCCUACGUCAACUACGAAGGCGAGGCCCGCUACGACUCCUACAAGCCUGCUGCUGCCACCUACGACGCCUACAAGCCCGCUGCCAGCUACGCACCCAAGCCCGCCUACGCCCCGGCCCCGGCCUACAAGCCCGCCUAUGCCCCGAAACCCGCCUACAAGCCCGUGUCCUACGCGCCGAAACCCGCGUACGAACCCGAGUACCCCGAACAUCACAAGCCCGCCUACGUCCCGGCGCCGUCGUACCACAAACCCGUGUAUGCACCAGCCCCGAGAUACGCAUACCCGGCCCCGGCUUACUGA
Molecule: messenger RNA, 483 nt
Organism: Notodromas monacha
Lineage: Eukaryota; Metazoa; Arthropoda; Ostracoda; Podocopida; Cyprididae
Source: the annotation of a GenBank genome assembly